UGCCUUUGAAAAUGAGGGCAAAGGUGAGAGGACACAACGCAAUGCUGAUGCAACAGCACAGAAACACCCGAUUUCCGAUGUGAUUUAUAAGGGGAUAGGAAACUGAAGCCGCGACUCGCUGCAGGUUGGCUUCCGCCGAAAACGCCCACCAACCUUGGCCCUCCCAGCCUCUUCCACGCCUGACUGGGUCGCAACCAACAGCGAAAAUGGUACCAACGCGUGAGGGCGGGGUCGGCGGCACAGAGAAUUACUAUUGGUUGGGAGCGGCAGUGGCCUCUUCCCAGCCCCUCCAUUGGCCAGUUCCGUAAGGCGGAACCUGUGAGGGGUUGGGUUUGAACUAGGGAUAUUUCGGAGCCAGCGAGCGAUCCUAGAGAGACCCCGGAGCCGGUGGGAGAGGCCGCUGCAGCCGCGCUGCUGGCGCCCCGCGCAAGGCUCCUCUUUGUUGCAGGUUAGCCGCAGGCUGCGCAAUUUCGGGAGGAGUCGGGCGAUCCCACACACUGAACCUGAGGGUCGUCGUUCUGAUUAGUCUCUCUUCUGUCCUGCAGUUUCCAGGACUACGGGGAGGGUUUUUCCUUUCCUUUUAUUCUCCUUUCUACAUAUCCACACACCUCCAUCAGCCUACAAAGACAUGACCACCAAUGCCAGCCCCGUGCACCCAUACUGGCCUCGGCACCUGAGGCUGGACAACUUUGUGCCUAAUGACUGCCCCACCUGGCAUCUCCUGGCUGGCCUCUUCUCCAUCUCUGGGGUCUUAGUUGUGACCACAUGGCUGUUGUCAGGUCAUGCUGCGGUCAUCCCACUGGGGACUUGGCGGAGACUGUCCCUGUGCUGGUUUGCAGUGUGUGGGUUCAUUCACUUGGUGAUUGAGGGCUGGUUCAGCCUCUACCACGAGGACCUUCUCGGAGACCAAGCCAUCUUGUCUCAACUCUGGAAAGAGUAUGCCAAGGGAGACAGCCGAUACAUCCUGAAUGAUAGCUUCAUGAUAUGCAUGGAGACCAUCACAGCUUGCUUGUGGGGACCACUCAGCCUAUGGGUGGUGAUCGCCUUUCUCCGCCAGCAGCCCCUCCGCUUUGUCCUACAGCUUGUGGUCUCUGUGGGUCAGAUAUACGGGGAUGUGCUAUAUUUCCUGACAGAGCACCGUGAGGGAUUCCAGCAUGGGGAGCUGGGCCACCCUCUCUACUUCUGGUUUUACUUUGUCUUCUUGAACGCCCUGUGGCUGAUGCUGCCCGGAAUCCUCGUGCUUGAUUCUAUAAAGCAACUUGCUCGUGCCCAGAGCAUGCUGGACACCAAAGCCACAAAAGCCAAGAGCAAGCAGAACUAAUGAGUGAUGAACUGGGCUUGAACACUGGCUAUUGAGGAACUCUCCACCUGCCAGAAGAUUCCAAUCCUUGCUCUCACAGGUUGGAAGGACAAAUCAAAUUGAUCUGUCAAACUCAGGCUGAUGGGUGAACAGGGGGAAGAAAGGAGCUGUGUGGAGCUACUGUCAGGAGCUGUUGGGACAAAGGUACAAGAGAACCUUGGAAGUCUGUGAUGGGGACAAUUUUUUUAAAUCAGGAAAUAAAGAUCUUGACCCUA
Molecule: messenger RNA, 1575 nt
Organism: Lagenorhynchus albirostris (white-beaked dolphin)
Lineage: Eukaryota; Metazoa; Chordata; Mammalia; Artiodactyla; Delphinidae
Gene: EBP
Product: EBP cholestenol delta-isomerase
Exons: 6
Coding region: 629-1321 (230 amino acids)
Biological process (GO): cholesterol biosynthetic process
Cellular component (GO): membrane; endoplasmic reticulum
Molecular function (GO): cholestenol delta-isomerase activity; steroid Delta-isomerase activity; C-8 sterol isomerase activity
Source: RefSeq, a predicted model, not a curated record